AUGUAUCAUCUGGCCAAGUCCCUGUACACCUACGCGACGAGCAAAGAAGAAUACUCCGUCCUUCUCCUUGGUCUGGAUAACGCCGGCAAGACCACGCUUCUCUCGCAGAUCAAAGCCCUCUACCAACCCCGUUCAGAUGGGGCACCCGCCCCCGACCCCGGCAAGACGGUCCCCACGGUCGGUCAGAAUGUCACUACCAUCUCCCUCUCCGACAUGAACCUGAAGAUCUGGGAUGUCGGCGGUCAGAUCUCCAUGCGCGGUCUCUGGCAAAGUUACUACUCCAGCUGCCAUGCCAUCAUCUUCGUUGUGGAUAGUACCGACGUCGGCCAGGACCCCGAUAUCUCUCGUCUCGCUUCGGUAUCCGGCCGCCAACCCAGCAUGAGUGCUGGGUCGGGCCCUGCACGCGGCAGCGUGAGUGCAGGCGAUCAGUUCUCCGAGCAAGCCAUUGGAAUCAAUGCGACCGGCAGUGAUUUUGGCCGAUUGGACGAAUGCCGACAGGUUUUGGAGUCGGUCCUGCAGAACGACGCGGUCGCCGGUGUGCCCAUCUUGGUGUUGGCCAACAAGCAAGAUCGGGAAGAUUGUGUGGAGGUCGUGCGCAUCAAGGAAGGGUUCGUGCGCAAGGUGUUUGAGGGCGACAAGGGGAGUCGGAUUCGAGACAGUCGUGUGCUGCCGGUCAGCGCCUUACUUGGAUCGGGGGUCCAGGCUGCCGUGGAAUGGGUGCAGAGUCGUGUGCGAUGGAACAAAGAGGGUCGCCCCCCAGUAAUGCGGUAA
Messenger RNA from Penicillium diatomitis, 771 nucleotides. RefSeq names its product ADP-ribosylation factor family protein. Gene Ontology annotation, biological process: Golgi to plasma membrane protein transport; protein localization to organelle; intracellular protein transport. The transcript is spliced from 2 exons. Gene Ontology annotation, molecular function: GTPase activity; GTP binding. Lineage: Eukaryota; Fungi; Ascomycota; Eurotiomycetes; Eurotiales; Aspergillaceae. The coding region runs from base 1 to 771 and encodes 256 amino acids. Gene Ontology annotation, cellular component: Golgi apparatus. The record is from RefSeq and is a predicted model, not a curated record.